Exophiala mesophila is the source of this 2393-nucleotide messenger RNA. RefSeq lists its product as uncharacterized. Lineage: Eukaryota; Fungi; Ascomycota; Eurotiomycetes; Chaetothyriales; Herpotrichiellaceae. Bases 95 to 1945 code for a protein of 616 amino acids. The record is from RefSeq and is a predicted model, not a curated record. The transcript has a single exon.
CAGCUUGCACUGCCAUUUCUUUUAUUCCCUCUGCAACUACCAACCUCCCUGCAUAUCAAACACAACACUGAAUGUUUCAUCUUUUCUGUCCAUCAUGCGUAUGACACGAGCAGCCCUCCGAGCUCAAGCUCUCGACGAUUCUUAUCAGAUUCACCAAGAUGCCGACUCGUCAGACCUUGGACCCCAACCUGAAACCCCCAACAAGCAACCCAGCCAGGGGCUCCUUAACCGAACAGUGUUGAAGGAUAUCACUCAGGAAAUCAAUUCCACUGUUGACGACGUGUUUGCUCAAGAACCCCUCGCAUCUGCAAAGAAGCCCCAGCCCACCGGUAACGAGACCCAACCGAAUAUUCCUCUUCAAGGUGUCACGCCUAAACUCCAGGAAGGGUCUGUUUCAGAUUCGUCCGACUCUGCCCCCCAGGAAGCUCAAUACACCGCGAACCAGACACCUCAACACGGUUCCUACAUGACUUCCCAGGAAGAUCUUCCUCAACCACCAUCCACAUUACCUCACCAUAGCCCACGCAUCAAUCAACAACUGCCCGACAUCACCAAGUCUCCACUGCCUCAACUGAGUACCAAUCCUCCCAAGACGCCCAAGUUCGAUCCCUCCAUCCAUUUAGCAAGAGAAGGGAACGAAGCAACACCGACACAGCCUGGGGAGGAUUCAUUCAUUGACAACAUCAAGUCCAGAUCCCCAUCGAAAAUGCAUGCCUGUCCAGGAGAUUCCAUACACUCUCCAGACUCAUUCUCCGAUCACAUGAACCCAAGAACACCUCGAAUUGAGGAUUCGGUCGAGGCAAUCGAUGCUCUGGAGGAAGCUAUCGAAAAGAUCUCCGAAGGCCUUCCUGUCCUGGACAAUCUCAACAUUCAAUCACCUAUCAAGUCGGCUAAAAAGGCCCCGUCGCGCGUUGGGCUUGAGAACAAGGCAAAGGCGCCUGCAUCUGUGAGAAGAUCAGCCAAACCCCCUGGCACCCUAGCAAAGAGUUCCCCAGCCAAACCAUCGACAACGAAGUCUACCACGGUUCGGAGCAGACCAAGUAUUGCCCAGUCAGCUGUUGGAAAGCAGGUCGCAAAGCCACCAACGGUCGCUAGGCAAUCCAAGAAGCCGGUCGUGGAUGGGCAAUCGCGCUCUAGCUCAACCACACUGAAUCCACCGCCUUCCUUGUCCUUUUCCAACUCACCAGCCAAGGCAUUACCCAACACAACUAAGAAGCGUGUUCCCAGCACAAGUCUCUCGACCAGCAAACCUGGCUUCGUCCCAGCGCGGUCGAGCAAGGCACCAACAACAUCUACAUUCUCGCUGCCAGGAGAAGCCAUCUCGGCAAAAGUGAGGGCACAACGAGAGGAACGACUGAGGCGCGAAGAGGAAGAGCUCAAGGCCAAGAAACUGUUCAAGGCAAGGCCACUUCCUACAAAAGCCGCCGAACCAACCGUUAAGCCUCGAGCAAAUAAGGCGAGCCAAGCACGUUUGAGCAUUUACGCCGGUGGUGUUAACAAGGAAAAUGUUGAACCACAACGUCAAGCUGGACCAAGACCCCGUCCAUCUUCGAUGCUCAUUUCCCGGCCCAAGCCAGAGGUGGCAAAGGCCAAUUCCAGUGUUCGACGAACCAUGAGUGUUAUGGAGCGACCAAUGAAUUCCAAACCGCGAGUGUCCUCGGUCCAGCUAGCUGCCGGACAGAAACUGAGCGUGUCCAAGGAAGAUGCCGUGCGCCAGAGAGCAAAUGGCAAAGAGGUCUUUGCCCGUUCCAAGGUUGAAAAAGAGAGGCUGGAGAAGGAGAGGAAGGAGAAGGAGGAGGCAACUCGAAAGGCUCGAGCUGAGGCAGCGGAACGUGGUCGACAGGCCAGCCGUGAAUGGGCCGAGAAGAAGAAGAAACGAUUGACACUGCAGGCCAACACGAAACUCCACGAAGGGUCAUCAACUGCGGUCUCCACCACCUCUUGAGUGGUGCUAACAUCCGGCGGAGGGUUGUCGACGGAUGGAUUUGUACAGCGACGGAGUUGGGAUAUGACAUGUGGAAUUACCCGAGAUACUGUGGAUUGACAUUGAGCGACGGCAACGGAGGAGCGGACAACGAGAACCAUGCCUGGAGUCAUUCCAAUCUUCAUUCAUUCAAUGCGAGCGAAACGUCUGUUGGGAAUGACGACAAUGACCGAGUAGCAGAAUAUGCUCAGAUACAGAAUGUAUACAUUGAUCAAAUAUGGUAUCCUGACCGAGAGAUCGGGGUAUACCACAAUAGCGGGAAAUGACGAAAGGCUGGAUGCUGUUGUCUCUCUCAGCCCCCGUCGCCGUCCGGCCGUUGCACUGGUAUCCUAACCAGCGGGACAGGCAAGGAGGGCAACUUUGAGUCUUUGGUAUUCUUCUCGGACUGCUUGUUCUUGACUUUAUUCUG